AUGCAUUGGUUCAGCAUCUUCAAUUCCUUCAUGAUCGUCGCGUUUCUCGCGGGAUUGGUCGCGGUUAUUAUGAUCCGCACUUUAAAAAUGGACUAUUUACGGUAUUCCAGAAGUAUCGCCGAUAUUGGCACUGCCGGAAAUGCCGACGAUUACGGCUGGAAACGGGUCCAUGGAGAUGUGUUUCGGCCCUGUCCCUAUUUCUCCAUUUAUUGUGUUUUAUUUGGGACAGGGGCCCAUAUCACCGCGACCCUAUUUCUGUGCCUAUUCUACAUCGUUCUCACGCCUCAUUAUUUGGGACAUGAUCGGGUUUUGCUCGUGGUUUUGAUUGGCUACCUCCUCGGCUUCCUUGUCAACGGAUUCUGCAGCGGCUCCGCCUACAAACAGGCCUUUUUCCCGCGGACUUCGCCUCACUGGCGCCGCGUCAUGCUCUUUUCCGCGGGACUCCUGCCCUGCGUGGGCGUGGCGGCGUACGCGGGAAUCAUGUGGCUGUCGGUGGCGGUGCGGUCGGUGUCGCAAUUCCCGUGGGAAACCGUCUUCUCUCUGCUCUGCUUGCUGCUGGUCGUGGGGCUGCCGCUGCACGUUCUGGGGACGCUGCUGGGCAGAACGGUGUUCGGCAAUCCGCACUAUCCGUGCCGCACGUCGGCAAUCCCGAGCGCGAUCCCCGCGAGUCCGUUCUACAGCCGGCACGACGUGCUGUGCGUGGUGAGCGGGAUUCUGCCGUUCGGCUGCGUGUUCAUCGAGGUGUUCUUCGUGUUCGCCUCCAUCUGGAGCUAUAAAUACUAUUACAUGUACGGGUUUUUGCUCGCCAUGACGGUGAUUUUGACGAUUAUUGAGGUGUGCGAGUCCAUCGUGGCCACAUACUUGCUCCUCAAUAGCGAGAACUAUCACUGGAGAUGGGCCUCCUUCGCCAACGGAGCGUCGCUGGGCGUUUAUUUAUUCCUUUAUUGUCUCUAUUACUACUUCCGAAAAACGCACAUGAAGGGAUUGUUGCAGACCCUUUCAUUCUUUACCGAAUCGACGCUGUUGGUGAUGGUCGUUUCGUUGUUCUGUGGAUUCAUUUCGACACUUGCUUCCGAAGUCUUCGUAAAGACGAUCUUUCGAAAUAUUAAGGUGGACUAAGAUGGUGUGU
Messenger RNA from Blastocystis hominis, 1129 nucleotides. RefSeq lists its product as hypothetical. Gene Ontology annotation, cellular component: membrane. The record is from RefSeq and is a predicted model, not a curated record. The coding region runs from base 1 to 1119 and encodes 372 amino acids. Gene Ontology annotation, biological process: protein localization to membrane. The transcript is spliced from 5 exons. NCBI's taxonomy places the organism in Eukaryota, Bigyra, Opalinata, Blastocystidae.